AGUAAAAUAUAUUUAGUUGGUGUUCUUUUAUCAUUAAAGUUUAGGAACCCCAGCAUUAUAUCAUACAUGACAAUUAGAUGAAUUAGACAUGACUGUAUGGGUAAAAUACCAUUGCCUUUCCUAAAAGAAAAAAAAUCAAUCGUUCUACUCUUUCGUGGCCAUUCACUUUUCAUUCAUUAAAAUUUUAUAUAAAAAUAAACAUCACCCUUAAAUUCGUAUUAUUUACUAAUUCUAUUAUAUCUACACUAAAUGAAAGAAUAAAUGAGUCUUUAAUUAACCUUUAUCUUACCUAGUAUUUAAUUAUUACCACAUUUGAUAAUGGAUAACAUUAAUAGAACUUCAAGUGAAAAUGGGAAAGUAUCUUUCGACCCUGGCUGGAACGAUCCCCCGAAAUUUUCAUACAAUGCCCAGCAGACUACGCCGAAUAGGCCUCGCAACUUCCUGAACAAGAGAGUCCCUUUUCCUUUAUCGAGCACAGGCGCGAGCCCUGCGCCACCUCCACCAGUCAACCUGCCCCCUAUACCAGGUGGCUUGUCACCUGCACCAGUACACAUCACUUCUAAACCUGAACUUGAUCAGGAUAUUAAUAUUGAUAGUGGAAGUGCCCUCAUAGAGGUGAAAGACAUUCUCUUAACAUUGUUAGAUACUAGUAGUGAAUUGGAAAAUAAAGCAAAUGACAUUAAAAGAAGAAUAUGCAUUAUGGAGGAAAUGUGGAAAAGUGGGAAAUUGAAUAAAAGUAUACAUUUGCAUAUAAGAAAUUUAGCAUAUGCUUUGAAGAAUGAUGAACCCCAAAAAGCAGAUGAGAUACAUCGGGCCCUGAUGGUCGACCAUGUGAGUGCAGUUGGCAGCUGGAUGCCAGGAGUUAAACAAUUAAUCCAUAGCUCUAUAGCUCGCUGUGAACUAUUGGCAAUAGACAAGGAUUAACAUCCAUACUACAUAUUUAUUAUAUUUGUUUAUUGAGAAAGCCCAUUUCCAUAGAAUUUACUAUACAUAUACUGGCUGAGUAAUGAUACCUAAUAUCAGAUAAUUAAUGAAUAUUAAACAAAACUUGUAUUUAUUGAGUCAUUAUAAUAUAUGUACCUAAUCAAUGUAAAUAACUGUGUUAAAUGUGUAUUAGUUAAUUAAAAAGUCAACAUAUUUGUUAGUUUUAGGUAUAUGUGUUUUAUCUCUGUAACGAUUCCUUCUCAACUUGGAUUCUAAUUAGCUUUUGAUUCAACCCUUUAAAUCUCAAUGCUACUAAAAUAAAAAUACAGUAUUAUAUUCAAUAAUAAAUUGGCAAAGGGCUAAACACAUACUUCUUAUGGUGUGCAAUGAAUUGAGUAAUUCACCUAAUAUUAAGCAAAAUAUAUGUGAUUCUUAAUAUAGUACUAUAUUAUUCAAUAAUUAAGUCAUUAAGCUUUACAUAAUACAAAAAGUGUUACGUAAAAACUUGUAAUUAUAUUGUAAAAAAUAUGGAGAAUUUAUAAUAAAAGUGAUAUGAUAUUACUGUACAACUUUAUUUAUUUUUUAUUACAUAUUUGAAAGUUCGAGAUUAUUAUUUAUAUGUUAAGAAUAAAUUCUCAUCUAUUAGCUGAUAUCAAAAUUACAGUAAUAAUAUUGGUCUUGAAGUCAAGUCUUAUCAUACCAAGUUAAUUCUCUUUAUCGUAAAACAUUGUAAAAUAACUGA
This is a messenger RNA of Achroia grisella, 1666 nucleotides long. Its product is annotated as steroid receptor RNA activator 1. Bases 319 to 924 code for a protein of 201 amino acids. The record is from RefSeq and is a predicted model, not a curated record. Gene Ontology annotation, cellular component: nucleus. Gene Ontology annotation, biological process: regulation of transcription by RNA polymerase II. The transcript has 3 exons. Lineage: Eukaryota; Metazoa; Arthropoda; Insecta; Lepidoptera; Pyralidae.